Molecule: messenger RNA, 678 nt
Organism: Gossypium raimondii (Peruvian cotton)
Lineage: Eukaryota; Viridiplantae; Streptophyta; Magnoliopsida; Malvales; Malvaceae
Exons: 1
Coding region: 1-678 (225 amino acids)
Molecular function (GO): nucleic acid binding
Source: RefSeq, a predicted model, not a curated record
AUGUUACGAAGAUGUGUUUUGGAGUUCACAAGAAGGUGGGAAUGUUACUUACCAUUGACAAAGUUCACCUAUAACAACAAUUACCAAGCAAGUAUUCAGAUGGCACCCUUUGAAGCAUUGUAUGGAAGGAGGUGUCGAACACCCAUGUAUUGGUCUAAGUUGGAUGAAAAGAGAAUAGUUGGACUUGAAUUGGUUCACAAGACAGGGGACAAAGUCAAGAUGAUAUGCGAAAGGUUAAAAGCUACUUUAGAUAGACAAAAUUCCUAUGCUAACUUGAAACGACAAGAUGUUGAGUACCAAGUGGGCAAGUAUGUGUUUCUUAAGGUAUCACCAUGGAAGAAAGUCCUAAGGUUUGGGUGCAAAGGGAAGCUAAGCCCAAGGUCCAUUGGUCUUUAUGAAAUGGUGGAUAUAAUCGGUCUUAUAGCAUAUCAACUCAAGUUGCCCUGCGAACUUGAUCGAAUUCACGAUGUGUUUCAUGUAUCUAUGCUUAGGAAAUAUCUUGCAGACCCAUCCCAUGUACUGUCAGCAGAUGGCAUUGAAGUGCGACCUGAUUUGACUUUCGAGGAAGAACCAAUGAAGAUUGUGGCUCACGAGGUGAAAGUCCUGCGAAGAAAAAGGACCAUUUGGUCAAAGUGUUGUGACGAAACUAUAAGACCAAUGAAGCUUCUUGGGAAAUAG